Drosophila bipectinata is the source of this 1005-nucleotide messenger RNA. It is a transcript of the gene Had2, whose product is annotated as beta Hydroxy acid dehydrogenase 2. The record is from RefSeq and is a predicted model, not a curated record. Lineage: Eukaryota; Metazoa; Arthropoda; Insecta; Diptera; Drosophilidae. Gene Ontology annotation, molecular function: L-gulonate 3-dehydrogenase activity; NAD+ binding. Gene Ontology annotation, biological process: fatty acid metabolic process.
AUGAGUAGCCAGAAGAUUGGGAUCGUGGGCAGUGGCCUGAUUGGAAGAGCCUGGGCCAUGCUCUUUGCAGCCGCUGGGUAUCGUGUCCAGAUGUACGACAUCCUGAAUACCCAGCUGACUACAACCCUGCAGGAGCUCGAGAAAGAGCUGCAUCGCCUAGAGGAGAAGGGCUCCCUCCGGGGAAAGAUAAAAGCUGCCGAACAGUUUGCUCUCAUCGAGGUCACCACAAAGCUAGAGGAGCUUGUUAAGGAUGCCGUGUACAUUCAGGAAUGCGUGCCCGAAGUCCUGCAACUAAAGCAGUCACUCUACACCCAGUUGGAUGAUCUCUUGGAUGACAAAACGGUGGUGGCCAGUUCCACGAGUACCUUUAUGCCUUCUCGCUACAGCGAGGGUCUCAAGAGGAAAGAACAGAUGCUGGUGGCCCAUCCUCUGAAUCCUCCCUAUUACAUACCCUUGGUGGAGAUCGUGCCCGCUCCCUGGACGUCCAAGGAGGCUGUGGAUCGGACCAAAGCCCUGAUGCUCAACAUUGGCCAACGUCCUGUAACGCUAAACAGGGAGAUCGAGGGCUUUGCCACCAACCGGAUUCAGUACGCGAUCCUCAACGAGGUCUGGCGCUUGGUAGGCUCGGGAAUACUCACCGUGGCAGAUGUGGAUCGAGUGCUGAGCCAGGGACUGGGACUUCGUUAUGGCCUACUGGGAUCCCUAGAAACAGCUCAUUUGAAUGCUCCCGGAGGUGUGGCUGAUUACUUUCAGCGCUUCGGCGGAGAAAUCUCAGCUGUGAGUGCCACUUACGGAGCGACGCCCAAUACUCGGGAGGAUGCUGUGACCCUUGCGGAGAUUGCCAGGCAGUGCGAAGAGCAGGUUCCCAUCGAGACGUUGGGGGAGAGGAGAGCCGUCCGCGACGAAUUCCUUACCCAGCUGGCCAAACUAAAGAAGCAGUUUGAAUAGGAAAUUAAUUGCUGGAUUUUGUGUUCUGCCCUCUGAAUAAAGUGAGAAUCAAGUAAA